AGCAGAAUAAUUAUGACUUAUUAGAUAUUAUUAUAAAGAAUAAACAAAUCCACUCAUUGUGUGAACUCAAAAGUACCAGUGAAGGGUAAAUAGCAUUUCAAUGUCAAAUUCACCCUGCCGAAUCUCACACUCAUGUUUUUUAAAAGCAGUGCCUCCUCACACCCAGUCGAAUUUUCGAAUUUUCUAAAUUACUGAGAGAGGAAAAACAUGCUCAUCUAAUAUCAUGUAAACGAUAGAGCAUUCCCAGACCAUAUUCCUUUUUCUAAAUUGCUUCUUGUUUGUGACGCAGAACAAGCCGGGACUCCAGAUUCUUAAUAGAUAUCUUUUUAUUAUUAGUUAUUUUUGCUAUCUAAUUUCCAUAGUUAUUUUGCUAUCUUAUUUCCAUAGUUAUCUUUUUGUUAGUAUUUAUUUUAUUUGUUUCCUUUUGCUGUUAGGAAUAGUUAUUUUAUUUGUUUCCUUUUGAUGUUAGGAAUAGUUAUUUGUUUCCUUUAGCUGUUCGGGUUCUUAUAUGUCUAUAUAAGGACGUCAAUUGCUGUAAAGGGAUAGACCAGAUUUUAUAAAGUUUAUUCUUGGAUCCUUCGAUCCCUUGCCCUGCGCUACUCUGUGUCUACUCUGUGUCAGGUGGUAUCAGUUAUGGUUGGCGAUUCUGGAGCUUCCAAUCUCUACGGCCAUGAUCACAAAGACGGAUCCAUGACCAAGGGGGAUUGCGUGAUGUUGCACCGCUUGGAGCAACACCUCGAUCGGCGUUUUGAUUCCAUUCAAACGCAGAUUGCAGGAAUAACUCAAAGGCUGGAGAUUCUAUAGAUGGAUGUAGGUUUGUCAUCUAGGGUUAACAGGAUCAGGAGGGAGAACCAGCGCCACUACCGUAGGGUGGGACGCAAGGAACAACCAUCUGAGGUCGAGUCAACUGAUUCUGAGCGUUCUCGUCGCUCUAAUUGGUCCAGGGCUACAUUGAAAUCAAAGAGAUUGCAACAUUCAACAUCUGAUUCGUCGGACAAUCCAGAGGAAAGCAUUGAUGAAUCUGCUUCUUGAAGGAGAAACAUCCGAAUGCAGGCCCAUCGUCGUCCACGUGGCGACAUCACACAUAAUCACGAAACGGGAACUGGGAGAAAGGGGGCAUCGAAGUUCAGACUGAAGAUUGACAUUCCCUCAUUCAAUGGAACCCUCAAUAUUGAAGCUUUUCUCGAUUGGGUUACGGAUGUAGAUAGGUUCUUUGAACAUGUUGAGGUACCUAACGAAAAACGAGCUGCUAUGGUUGCGUGUCGUCUAAAAUCCAGCCCAGCUGCUUGGUGGGACAGACAACUUCGUGACAGAGAACUUCAAGGGAAAGCUCGUGUUUGUACUUGGCGGAAGAUGAGAGGCAUGAUUGUUGAUGAAUACCUUCCUGCUGACUAUGACCAGGUAUUAUUUCAACAGUACCAAUGCUGCCAGCAAAACAACCGCUCAGUUCACGACUACACAUGUGAAUUCAAUCGGUUGACCACUAGAACCAAACUAUCUGAGUCUACAUCCCAGCAAGUGGCUCAAUACAUGGAGGGGUUGAAGCCACAAAUUCGCAAUAGAAUUGGCAUCCAACACAUAAAAACUUUACGAGAUGCUAAGAGUUUUGCAUUAAAGGUAGAACAGAUGAUUCACCAGAACCCUUUCCGCAACCAACAAAAUAGUGACCGAACCAGACCUACGGGACAGAGAGCAGGAGACACGCCUGCACAACAGAACAAUGAAAAGAAAGGAGCUACUGAAGGCUUUAAGAAUACCCCUGCACAACAGCAGCAGGGAGGACGCCCUAACCCAAACCCUUAUUCUCGACCAUUCAUGGGGAAGUGCUACCGUUGCGGGGGUACCGGUCAUACUUCAAACACAUGCCCAGAGAGGCGAACGGUGAACCUGGCUGGAAAAGAAAUUGAUGAAGUAGAGCCUGAAUUUUGUGACCCUGGUGGUGAUAGUGACAUGAAUGACGGCGAUCCCGACAAUGACCUCUUAGCGAGAGUCUGUCGACGGGUUCUGACCGCACCCAAGGUUGAAGACAUUCAGACGCAACGACAUCAGCUAUUUCGUACACGUUGUACUAUAAAAGGGAAAAUAUUCACCAUUUUGAUAGAUGGCGGAAGUAUGGAAAAUAUCAUUGGGGGCAAGGUGGCUCGUACGCUCGAGUUACAGAUGGAACCACACCCUAACCCUUACAACUUAAGUAGGAUUGCAACCACUUCUGGAGGUAUUCGCGUGGCUCAAUGUUGUAAGGUACCGUUUUCCAUAGGUAACUAUUCAGAUGAAAUCAUUUGUGACGUAGUGGAGGGAUUAGAUGUCUGCAACAUAAUAUUAGGCCGACCUUGGCAGUUCGAUGUUGGUUCUUGCCAUGACGGGAGGACUAAUACAUACUCGUUUGAGAAGGGAGGUAAGAGAUUUGUACUAUUACCCUUACAUUGUAGGAAACGGGAGCCCGUUGUGGAACUGGUCUCGUUGUGCUCCUCGUGGCCUGAUAUCAAACAAGAAUUUUGGAGAACAGACACGGCAUUUGCAUUAGUUAUAAAGCAAGAAGUUAGCCAAGAACGUCCAUCAAUUACCAAAUUACCCGAAAACAUUCAGCUACAACUGGCAGAAUUUGCAGAUAUUAGGCUUGCCACCGUUACGCGACAUUCAACACCAUAUUGAUCUUAUCCCAGGGGCAAGCCUACCAAAAUUACCACACUAUAGGAUGAGCCCACAAGAAGGCAAAUAUUGAAAGGGAAGGUGGAAGAACUGAUGCAGAAAGGACAACUCCGUGAAAGCAUGAGUCAUUGCGUUGUUCCUGCAUUAUUAACCCCAAAGAAAUAUGGAUCUUGGAGAAUGUGUGUCGAUAGCCGAGCAAUCAACAAAAUCACUAUAGGCUACUAAUUUCCAAUCCCUCGUCUCGAUGAUAUGUUAGACCAACUGCAUGGUUCGAAGUGGUUUUCACGUUUAGAUCUCAAGAAUGGCUGCCAUCAAAUCAGAAUUAGGCCCGAGGAUGAGUGGAAGACAGCAUUUAAAACAAGAGAAGGCUUGUACGAAUGGAUGGUUAUGCCAUUUGGAUUGUCAAAUGCGCCGAGUACAUUCAUGAGGCUAAUGAAUCAGGUGUUGAAACCAUUUUUGGGAGUAUGUGUGGUCGUCUACUUCAAUGAUAUCCUUAUCUAUAGUCCCACGGAGGUUGCACCUAUUCCACUUAAGGCAGGUGUUUGAAGCACUACGUGCCAACCAGCUUUUUCUCAACCUCAAGAAAUGUGAAUUUCUAGUUUCCAAAAUUAUUGUUCUUGGGGUUUGUGAUCAGUUCGUCGGGAGUACAAGUUGAUGAAACAAAAAUUCAAGCCAUUCAAAAUUGGCCUGUUCCGAAGACGGAGUCUGAAGUCCGAAGCUUCCAUGGACUUGCCACUUUUUACAGAAGAUUUAUCCAGCAUUUUGGCACCAUUGCAGCGCCACUGACUAACUGUUUAAAGCAAGGGAAAUUUAUAUGGACAGAUGCGGCUAACUCCAGUCUUGAAACGCUGAAAGAGAAACUUUGUUCUGCCCCUGUCCUUACAUUCCCUGAUUUUCAGAAAAUGUUUGAGGUUGAUUGUGACGCUAGUGGUGUAGGCAUCGGUGCAGUAUUGUCAAAAGAGAAACGACCGAUAUGCUACUUUAGCAAGAAAUUUAAUGAAGUACGUGCAAGAUGGAGUACCUACGACAAAGAGUUUUAUGCUAUUGUACGCGCACUCAAGAUUUGGUAACACUAUUCAGUAGGAAAAGAAUUCAUCCUUUAUUCAGAUCAUGAGGCCCUCAAGUUUAUUAACAUCCAGCGCCGAAUUAGCGUUGACAAACAUGCGAGAUGGUGUCAGUUUCUACAAAAAUUCCCAUUCCGCCUAAUGCAUAAAUCAGGGUCUCAAAAUGUUGUAUCAGACGCUUUGAGUAGACGCUUUGAGUAGACAACAUACACUGCUACUACAAUUGGGACAAGUAGUAGUGGGAUUCUCAUGCUUGCGUGACUGUUAUGAAGGAGAUGCUGACUUUGGUAUUACAUGGGCUGACUGUCAACAUGGCCGCUCCACUCAAGAUUUAUAUAUUUGUGAUGGCUAUUUAAUGAAAGGGAACCAACUUUGUUUACCGCGCACCUCCUUGCGCGACAAAGUAAUUUAUGACCUGCACUCUGGAGGAUUAGCUGCUCAUUUUGGAAGAGAUAAAACCAUAGCUGCAGUGCAAGAAAGAUUUUUUGGCCGCAAUUGCGCAAAGAUGUGAUGCUGCGUGUCAUGACAACUUGCCAUGUUUGUCGGACAUCAAAAGGAAAGGUACAAAAUACUGGGUUGUACACCCCUUUACCAGUCCCAACCAGUGUUGUCAAAAUGUCGUUUGGGUCGCUCGGGUCUCUCGGGUCGCAGCCAGCACCGCCCCAACUUGGUGGGUUGAUCGAGAUACGGGGUCGCGACUGGGGCGACGGGGGCGAUUGGGUCGAGCCGGAGUCGAUACUGUGGGUCGCAGUCAAGUGGAGAAGAAAGAAAAUAGAAGAUGAACAGACCCUAUAAUAUUUAAAUAAUCCUAUACUAAAUGGAAUACAACUUUUACUCUCCUAGAUUACAUAAAUGAUUUAGUGGUGCAGAGCUGCUGGCACGUUUUCCUAUAGUAAUUAAUAGGCAGUCUCUCUUUCUCUCUCAUUACUCAUAGACAGAGUAAUAUUUAACACAUUCUCCAUCUCUGUCUUACUCGGCUCUCCAUUUCUAACAAAUGUUUAAUUAAUAUUUCAUAGGCAAUUAUGCAUCUCUCUUUCUUUAUAAGCUGCUGUUAUAUAAAUACAUUACCUAUAUUAUAAUAAGAGCACAAACCUAUCUACAACUUAGUUAUAUUAAUAGGGUGAAAUGGUAGGUCAAUAAAAAUAAAAGUUCAGCGUGUUAUGCAAUUUUUGCACUAUUACCACAUUUGAUUGGUGGGGCGCACGACCCGGUCGACUCAUCGCCCUGCGACCCAAAAUUUCACUCAAUCGCCCGGGUGCGACCCUCGACCCUAACAUCACUGGUCCCAACAGAUAUUUGGGAAGACCUAUCCAUGGAUUUCAUACUCUGACUUCCACGAACGCAGAGAGGUAUGGAUUCUAUUUGUGUAGUGGUUGACAGAUUUAGCAAAAUGGCACAUUUCUUGUCCUGUCGAAAGACCUCAGAUGCUGAUGCAGUGGCAGCAAUUUUCUUCCAAGAAAUUGUUCGCUUGCAUGGGAUUCCAAAGUCAAUUACAUCAGAUCGCGACUCCAGAUUCUUAGGACAUUUUUGGAGACGUUUGUGGAAAAGAUUUAAUUCUUCUCUUAAUUUUAGCAGCACAGCACAUCACAUCCACAGACGGAUGGGUAGACCGAGGUGGUGAAUCGUACUUUAGGCAACAUGUUACGCUCUGAUAUGCCUAGGCAAUGGGACUUAGCCUUGCCUCAAGCUGAGUUUGCAUAUAACAUCGUGCAACAUAGUUCUACGGGAUGCUCUCAUUUUUCUCUCGUUUAUACAAAGGUUCCUGCUAUUGUUGUUGAUCUCUUGCCGCCUGGCCGAGAACCAAGAGGCACAGCUGAUGAGGUUGCUGAGCACAUUGUUGCGACCCGUGAAGAAACAAUCCAGAAGCUGCAUGAGGCAAACAAAAGGUAUAAAGAGAAGGCUGAUGUGCAUCGCAGGGAGAAGAUUUUUGAGGUUGGCGAUGAGGUGAUGGUUUUCUUGCGCAAAGAACGUGUUCCAGUAGGCACUUAUAGCAAGCUGCGGCCAAAGAAAUAUGGUCCUUUCAAAAUAUUGCGGCGUAUCAAUGAUAACGCCUAUAUAGUGGAUCUUCCAGCAGAGUUCAACAUCUCCUCCACAUUCAACGUGGCUGACUUAUCACCUUUCCCCCCUGAUGUCGGCCCUCAAUAUGGAGAUCCUACUCCUUACAGAACUCGCGGUCGAGUUCUCCCCCGGUGGAGGAGCAUGACGCAGAACAAGCCGGGACUCCAGAUUCUUAAUAGAUAUCUUUUUAUUAUUAGUUAUUUUGCUAUCUUAUUUCCAUAGUUAUUUUACUAUCUUAUUUCCAUAGUUAUCUUUUGUUAGUAUUUAUUUUAUUUGUUUCCUUUUGCUGUUAGGAAUAGUUAUUUUAUUUGUUUCCUUUUGAUGUUAGGAAUAGUUAUUUGUUUCCUUUAGCUGUUCGGGUUCUUAUAUGUCUAUAUAAGGACGUCAAUUGCUGUAAAGGGAUAGAUCAGAUUUUAUAAAGUUUAUUCUUGGAUCCUUCGAUCCCUUGCCCUGCGCUACUCUGUUUCAGUUUGGUACUACUUCACAACAUGGAAUAAUAUUAAUAUUAUCUGCAAGACUGCAACGCAACUUAAUAUUUGAAAAGGGUCUCUCUACGAUACAAUUUGGUCUAUACUUCACUACCACAAAUUGCAAAGAGGAAUAUCUAUGACUAACGUGUGGACUUGAAGCAUAUACCACUCUGUCAAGAGUCUAGCAUCACUAGUCCUAAUUCAUACUCUUGAGAUGGCAUUAUGGUCCAGACUCCAGAGACAAUUCUAUCAACACUUAGAAGCCAACUUUUAUAGCUUCAUAAUAUAAGGUAUAUAAACAUUUAACUAUUUGUAUCACUUGCAUCAACAUCUUGCAGAAUAGGCGACAAUGCCAGAAUCCAUACGAUUAUGUUCUCCAAAUAUUCACUGUUACCAAUAUGAAGUUCUUCAAUUUGUAUUAAAAUGGGAGAAUUUCUCCCAAAUUUCUCAAUGAACACUUCUCAGCCAUGCAUAUUGAUGUCAACUUUUCCCUGAAUUCUUGAUUAACCUUUCCACUCCAACAAAAGGAGCAUUUUAGAGCACCACAAAGUGGAUACGUUAAUGAGAAUCACCCAAAUCAUCCAAGAAUGACUAAAUGAGAACUGCCGUAAGAUAGGAUUACAUCUAAUUGUGCAUAAGACCAUUGGGAAACCAACAUCUCUUUUUUAAUAUAUACUACUAUAUUUGGAAUGGAAAAAGUUCAAAAGUAGCAAUGUAUAACAUGAAGAAUAUGACAAUGGGGGUAUAGAAGGACUCUUCAAAUCAAGGACUACAAGAAUAAGAUGUAGGAAUUAUGAAUAGAAAAUUUUAAUGAAGAUAUGUCGAGAUGCAACCAUUAUAUAUUCCUACAAAAGCACUCAAUGAAGUGCUUACCAAGCAGACAAGGAUUUUACAUAGUGAUUUCAAGAAAGCACUCUUUUCCAAUACUCGGUUAAAGCCAACUCAUUUUCUUUCCUAUUCAACUUGAAUAGAGGUUACAUACUUUGCAACUAUUGAACCAGAUUAAAGGCUCUUUGUUGUGUUUAAUGGCUGCACAAAGAGGCCUAGCAUGUAAAAUAUAGAAAACAACUGCGAGGAUGAUACAGAGAACAGCAGGUUGGGCCUACAAAUGGUUAAUUCAAGAUAUGGGUUGAGCAUACCGAGAAACUGAAGAUGGGGAUAGAGGAAAGAGGGACAUCUACCAGCUAAAUGACAUCGACAAGAUUAAAAGACCGCAAAUAAGAUUGCACCUUAUAUCAACGAUGAAAGUGAGAGAAACAACUACACUAUAGUUUAUCACCCAAUCUGAAACAAGUAUGCAAUGAUUCUGAAGAUGAAAAACAAUUCAGCCACAAUGAGAUAAUAAGAUGCUGCCAUUUCUGUAAGCAAUAAGCAAAAAGAAAAUUGAUUUGACAUCUACAGUGGCAAAGCUAAAAUUAAUUCUCGGUACUUUCAAAAGAAAAUCAAGGAACUUCCUUUUUUCCACUUUAAAAAAAUUUGCACCAUCAAACAAAUUUUAUGUAGCAAACUUGUCUUAACCACUAAAACAACUAUAGUAGUAGUGUAGUACUAACAAAAUUCAAUCUCUCUCUCUCUAAUGCAACUUUAAGUUCAAAAGUUGAGCUAGAAGGCAAUGACACACCAUUUAUGAGUAGAAGUCAAGGCAGGUGAACAAAUCCAAUUAUGUGGCAGACAGUCCUUGAAUAACAUAGUACACAAUUCUAAUUUGUAAGAAACUCAACGCAGCAGAGUUUCUGUAUACCUUUUUAUUAAUGGAAUAGAAGAAAAUGC
Messenger RNA from Salvia splendens (bonfire salvia), 8011 nucleotides. RefSeq lists its product as uncharacterized. The record is from RefSeq and is a predicted model, not a curated record. Bases 1048 to 2652 code for a protein of 534 amino acids. The transcript has 2 exons. Gene Ontology annotation, molecular function: nucleic acid binding; zinc ion binding. NCBI's taxonomy places the organism in Eukaryota, Viridiplantae, Streptophyta, Magnoliopsida, Lamiales, Lamiaceae.